Cantharellus anzutake is the source of this 927-nucleotide messenger RNA. RefSeq lists its product as uncharacterized. The transcript has 2 exons. Bases 73 to 624 code for a protein of 183 amino acids. The record is from RefSeq and is a predicted model, not a curated record. NCBI's taxonomy places the organism in Eukaryota, Fungi, Basidiomycota, Agaricomycetes, Cantharellales, Hydnaceae.
AACUGCGCCCCGUCUCUGGUCGCUGCGUUAGUUAUGUAGGAGUGACAGUUGCGCUAAAAUUGCGCCCCCCAAAUGGACCAAGUGGGAACGCUGAUAAACCCCAUUCCUCACCCCAAAACUAUCAUCCUUGCCAUCAAACCUCGCGUGCACACACAUACACCUUCCCCCAACCCCCAGCCCCCCGAGCUCGAUAGUCUUCUGCUGCUGGCCUCCCAGAUCUACAAACGCCGGGCGACUAAACAUAAAAGGAUAAAUUGCAAUCAUGAUCCUCGGCACGUAUCACAUACCUAUCUCGGCUCGUUUGCCAUUAUGGAUAAUGAGCCCCGUCGCGCUUCCCCACACAUAUUUUCUUGUAAUGGAUACCGGCAACUGGGGUACUGUAUCCAUCGAUCGCGAAAUUAUCGAUCAAGCGCCGCUGAACGGAUUAACCAUCAUGGCGUUUCUUCUCGCGAUUUCGGCUGUCAGUACCCAUUAUCAUCAUCAUCAUCAUCAUCACCAUCAUCAUGCUUGCGCCCGUUUCUCCCCGCAAAUAUGUGUACAGUACAGUGUAUACGUGGCCACGCAAUACGCACCACCACGUAUGCUCCCCAAAUGAUGUAUUCCUGGUACGCGUUUGUGGCAUGAGAAUCGCACCUUGAUGGGAUCCGCGGGGAUUUUUGUUAUCUGCGCCGGUUAUCACCCAACCCAAUGGCGAUCAAUCAUGUCGACUUCUGUGUGAUAUGACGCAGCCCCGACGAGGGUCAUGUUCGGAGCACUUGCAGUCAUUCACGUGUGAAUGGUUCACUUUGAGAUAAAAAUUCGGUCACUCAAGUUUUUCCUUUGAUUCUGGGACUCAGAAUCAGAACCAAGUAAAACAUUUAUUAUCGAUAUUAGCUAUACUGAGUAUGCAAAAGGGGAUACAAAAUGACAAGCAGAGAGGAAAAAUAC